Phyllotreta striolata is the source of this 1166-nucleotide messenger RNA. The record is from the annotation of a GenBank genome assembly. Lineage: Eukaryota; Metazoa; Arthropoda; Insecta; Coleoptera; Chrysomelidae.
UGGUAGAGGUGCAAGCGAAUAUAUGCACGCAGUACUAGGCGAAUACCUGCUAGUACCGGUACGACCGGAGAUCCUUCGUUUCGCGGAAAAAAUUCCUUGCUUUGUUUUUGUGCGUUCGAAUCGAUCGCGUCGUCCUUGGAGGAAUAAACGCCAUUAAACGCGCGUUGCUGAAUAGCCUGUUCGAUGUCCUGCCAAACGAACGUCCUGCCAGACCUGGACCUGGAGGAGCCCCCGCAGGAGGUCCUGGACUGGGCCAGGGAGCACCUCGACGAAAACCCGGAGACCAGGGACCAAGUCCUGCAGGAUUUCCGCGACUUGAUUUACGAAAGAGGCGAGUGCGUUCCGCACCGAAUGGACGAUGCGUUCCUGCUGCGCUUCCUCAGGGCGAGAUUUUUUGUUGUAGAGAGAGCUCACAGACUGUUAGUGAAUUACUACGAAUUCAAAGAGAACAAUCCGGAAUUCUACACGGGCGUUAAUUUGAAGAAUUUACUGCGAAUGGGCGACGACGCCAUCAUCACGGUACCGCCCUACAGGGAGCAAACCGGCAGGAGAAUUUUAUUAUACAGAAUCGGGAAUUGGGACCCGGAGAAGUUCGGUACGACGGAGCUGUUCCAGGCGACGAUGAUAGUACUGGAACUGGCCAUACUGGAACAAAGGGCCCAAAUUAUGGGCGGCAUUUGCAUGUUCGAUUUGGGCGGUUUGUCGUUGCAACAGGCGUGGUACAUGACGCCCACGAUCGCCCACAAAAUCGUGCAAAUCAUGGUGACUUCUUUCCCGAUGAAAAUACACGCUUUGCACAUCGUAAACCAAUCGAGGAUAUUCGAUAUAGUUUACAACAUUUUCAAACCCUUUUUGGACGAGAGAAUGAAGGAGAGAAUCUUCUUCCACGGGGAAGACAGGGACAGCCUGCACCGACACAUCGACCCCAAACACCUACCCGAACGUUAUGGGGGAAUCCAUCCGGAUUACAAUUACAACGAUUGGAUAGUGAAUUUCGAGAAGAACGAGAAUAUCGUGGAGGAAUUGACAUCGUUGGGUUACAGCGAUUACAGAAUCGAAAACGAAAACGAAGAGAAUAUCAAAAAUGCCGAAAAAUGAGCGCGAAAAUCAAAUUUUUUAGAGCUUCUACGCGUUGUUAAUUAAACAAUUAAAUUUUUCUACGUUUA